Messenger RNA from Cyclospora cayetanensis, 1425 nucleotides. RefSeq lists its product as uncharacterized. Gene Ontology annotation, biological process: protein import into peroxisome membrane. Gene Ontology annotation, cellular component: peroxisomal membrane. NCBI's taxonomy places the organism in Eukaryota, Apicomplexa, Conoidasida, Eucoccidiorida, Eimeriidae. Gene Ontology annotation, molecular function: protein-macromolecule adaptor activity. The transcript has 4 exons. Bases 1 to 1425 code for a protein of 474 amino acids. The record is from RefSeq and is a predicted model, not a curated record.
AUGACGCCGCAGCAGAAGGAUCUCUGUUUCAGGGAGAUGGCUGCGCACGUGAUUGGACGCACUGUGUGCUGUGCUGUGCUGCUGGUGCUGCUGCUGCUGCUGCAUCGCGUGCAAGUCAACCUCCUAGCUGCAAACCUGGUGGAGAAAGAUCAGGGGCAAGAGCAGCAGCAAGUGCUGCAACCGGAAGAGCUUGAGCAGCGCGAGCAGCAGCAUCACCAGCAAAACUUCGUAUUCCUUUCCUCCACGCGUUGCGCUGUAUCUGCUGCCGUUGUUAGCCGAGUCGCCGCUGCAUCCCUCGCAGAGCUGCAGCAGCAGCUGCAGCAAGUCAUGCAGAGGAUUUGUUGCAGACUUUCCUUCGAAGCAGCGCAGCAACAGCAGCAGCAGGAUGGGUCUGCAGCAGCGGAGACAUCCAGAGCAGCAGCGGCAGGGGAAGCUGUAGAUGAUGCGGAUGAAUUCGGAUACGCUGCAUUGCUCCUGCCGGAGGAUGGCUCUCUAGACGGCGAAGCCUUUGCUGCUCUGCCCCCUGCGGCAGCCGAUCGAGUGCUGAAGCUGCUGCAGGAAGCACGAGAUGUUCUAGACUCCCCAGCAUUCGCCGCUGCGGUUCGGGGUGUAUGUACUGCUGCUGCUUCGUGCAUCGUGCAGCGGGUUGUGGAAGCGCUCCAAAACGCAGGGAUUUUACCCCUGAAAGCGGAUACUGCUGCUGCCGGAGUGAAAGACCCCUACAGCAUUCCCUUCCAGCUGGCACGAAGUCUGGGGUGUAUUUGCAGAUUGGCUGACUGGGCAUUGGGAGUAGGGGUCGAAGGGCAGCUGCUGCAGCGGCUUGCCGCCAGUGUCGAGACACAGGAACUGUCAGCCUUAUGCUACUGGAAUCCGCAGUGUGACUUUGCGCGGGUGCAGCAGCUGCUGCACCUUGUGGCUCUAGCUCAGCACCAGAAUCAGCACCACCGGCUGCUGCCUGCUUGUGUUGUCAAAACGCAAAGGGCUGCUUAUUCGGCACCAGCUACUACAACGGGCCUUUCGGCAGCCUCGAGCGACGCCCUCCCACCCGCUCAGUACGCAGGAAAGUCAAAGUCUGCUCCCUGUCGAGAGUCAAAUUCGAGUUACCUCCGAAAAGCUCUGCCUCACAAUGCCCUGCAAGCAGGCGCAUACUAUGUAUGCUUAGACGGAUUUAGAUGCGCAUGCAUGCCCUUGCAGAGGCAUAAACACGAGUGGAUUGCGCUCAGAAGAACGAUGCUGGGGGUAUGGGGGUGGGGGGCUGCUAGGCACUGGGCUAUGCGCGUCCGCGGUAGCACGUAUGCUCCCGCCAUACAAACUAGUUUGGUAUUAAUACUAAUGGCGCUAAACAGUGUAGUAUCACUGGCUGUUGGCCUUGCUCCAGCAAACACCCUUUCUAUUGCUUGCGAGUCCUCAACAGAAAAUAAAUGA